AUGUGCGAAAGAUUGUAUAAAAAAAUAAAGAGUAUUGAGUGUGAGUCAAAUUUAUAUAUCUCAAAUAAUAAGGUUUUAUUUGAAACUAUAUAUAAUUUAAUAAAAGAAGGUGUUCCAAUACCAAGUGCUUAUUAUAUAAAUGAUCAUAUAGUAGAUAAAGAAACAGAAAGAUAUGUGUUAACCAAAUAUAUUUAUGAUGUUGAUGAUAUUAUAUAUAAAGUAGAGGCUCAUUCAAAAAUAAAAUUAGAAAAAUCUGUUAAUUUAAGAGUUAAAUUUAUAGAAAAAGAAUAUUUAAAAGACUAUGAAGUGGAAGAUUUCUAUAAAGAAGAUAAAUACAACAUAUUAGAUUCCUUACAAAUAUAUGUUUCACAUAAUCAUUUUGAAAAAAUAUGGAAUGAAUCUACUAUUCCAUAUUUUUUAAGUUGUUAUCAUGAUGAGGAAAAUUUCAAAAUACACACACAUAUUUUAGAAAAAGAUGAGUUUGGCUAUGAUUUACAAAUAGAACUUUAUGAAAUACCAGAUAAUCCUAUUAAGACAUUUCUCGUAGCAAAUCAUUUAUCAAAAAUUAGAGAGGCUUUGCAAUGUGGUCCUUUAAUGCACUUUUUUUUAACCAAAACAAACAUUCAGGAAAAUUCUUUUGAAAAGUUUAUUAUUAGAAAAAAUGAAGUUAUUUUUAUUUUAAAGAAAAAUGAUUAUUUGUUAGCUGUUAUUUCAAUACAUUAUGAAGAUGAAUAUGAUAAGUAUAUAGUACUUGGUUUAUGUAAAAAUAUUCAUUUAACAACUAAAACGAUGGAUUUAACUGGUAAUCUAGAUUGCUCUUUUUACACAGACUUUCCUUCUCACUUAAUAACACCCGAAUUCUUUGUAUAUAACAAUCUAGACAGAGAUAAUUAUGAAAAAGAAAAAUCAUAUUUAUCAUGGAGUAAUAAUUCAAGCCACAUAAAAAAUACAUAUAAGUUUAAUGAAAAUCAUUUUAAAAAAGAAGAUAAAGAAAAAAUAGAUGAGCAAAUAAAAGAAAAAUUAGAUAAUGAAGAACAAGAAGAUAAUAAGAAUAAUACAGAUACAGAAAAAAAAUGUAAUAAUUUUAUAGAUAAGAAAAAAAAUAAUAAAGAAUAUAUAUGUGAUGAUAAAAGUGGAGAUAUAAGUGACAAUCAAAUUUGUGAAGAAAAAGAAAUGAAAGUACCAAAUGUUGGAUUUAUAUCUCUACGAAUGGAUACACAAUUAUUUAAUAAUUGUAGAGAUUUUUCUGAAUUAAUUCAAAUAUCUAGUAGAAUAUCUCAUAUUAUAGUUUCUUUUAGAGAUUUUUUAAAUAACUCACUUGUAUUAUAUAGAAUUAAACAAAGGAGAACCUUUUAA
Molecule: messenger RNA, 1356 nt
Organism: Plasmodium gallinaceum
Lineage: Eukaryota; Apicomplexa; Aconoidasida; Haemosporida; Plasmodiidae
Product: conserved Plasmodium protein, unknown function
Exons: 1
Coding region: 1-1356 (451 amino acids)
Source: RefSeq, a predicted model, not a curated record